UCUUCACAGUGUGUUUAAGUAGGCAUUCAGUCAGUGUGUGUCCCUGGUUUUAGAAUCCCAAAAAUAUGGCAACAAGUUCAGCCUCGCUCCAGCGCUGGCGGCUCCUGAUGGUGCUGACUGGUCUCCAGGUUUGGCAGCUGGGAAUCACAAAGGCACGCGUCUCCACAGAUGUAGACGUUCUGCUGCCAUACGCCAAGGGCCAUGGUCCCACCCACUCCCAUCGCCACGUGAGGGACUGCCAAUCCGUGACGUACGGUACAAAGACGUUUGAGACCUGGCCGUCCAGUAGCCAGAACACACUCCCAGUGGCCCAGUCCAGCGUGUUCAUAUCCGACAUGCCAGGCGGCGCCGUGAACUCCCGCUGGGUCUACGGUCACGUGACGGUGGUUCGAGACCCGCUGAGGACGCUGUCAGUGUUGGAGCCGGGCGGGCCGGGCGGCUGUGAGAAGAGCCCCAGGGUGACGGUGGAGGAGACGGUGGCGCCUGCCGGGUGUUUGUACGCCCAGAACGCCGGCUUCUUCAACAUCACUUCCGACGAGUGCUUGGGCAACGUGGUGAGCGACGGCUGGAUGGUGAGGGACAGCAGGGGGGUGCAGAAUGCUCAGUUUGGCAUCCGGAAGGAUGGCACCCUGGUGUUCGGGUAUCUGUCUCAGGAGGAUGUUCUGGAUCAGUCCAACCCGUUCGAGCAGCUGGUCAGCGGCGUGGUGUGGUUGCUAAGGAACGGAGAGGUUUACAUCAACCAGAGUCUGAAGGCCGAGUGCGACGAGAUAGUCGACAUUGAGCUGUUUGGAGAUUUUGUGGACGUGCGCUCAGCGAGGACGGCGGUCGGUCACGACGUCAACGGCAACGUGGUCCUGUUUCACGUGGACGGACAGACCCACAAAAGAGGUAUGAGUCUCUGGGAGGUGGCAGACUUCCUGAAGAAUAACGGGGUGAUCAACGCCAUCAAUCUGGAUGGAGGAGGCUCUUCCAGCUUCGUGGCUAACGGCACGUUGGCCAGCUACCCUCCGGACACGUGUAAGCCUGACGGCAGGUGGCGCUGUGCUCGGCCCGUCUCCACCGUGCUGUGUGUUCACCGGCCGCGCUGCCAGCCUGCAGACUGCGGCGGACACGGACACUGUGAGGACGGAGGCUGCCGCUGUGAGGAGGGCUGGCAGGGCCCCGCCUGUGACUCCCUGCUAUGUCGGCCCCCAGCCUGCGGCCCACACGGGGUCUGCACCGCCAAUGGCUGUCUGUGUGCUGCUGGAUGGAGAGGAGAGCUCUGCAGUAAAAUUUGCCCUGCAGGUUUUUAUGGUCUGUCCUGUGCUGAGAAGUGUCAGUGUGAAGAGCAGUGUGCAUGUGACCCGCAGACAGGAAGCUGCGGCUCCGCCAACAACAGCACAUCCAGCAGAGAGGCGGUUCAGUCGGGUCGGAGACGACAGGAGGAGGCGUACGGACACGAACCGUACCUAACAGAACAAACAUGGCUGAUCAUCACGGUGACGCUGGCCUCUCUGCUGCUGAUCCGACUGCUGGCUCACUGCCUGCGGGCGACUCGCAGAUUGCUUCUCUCCCGGUACUCCUACUCACAAGUUCCUCUGAGUGACGUGAAGGGAGAGGCUGCUUCGUCGGGGUCCUGCUUCCUAUAGCUUUACUGACAAACACACUAACUGGGAGAAAAGCAAACACACACUUCAUGUGUUCAUGCAGGGGAUGACAUGCCGAGCAACCAGACGCUGCAAUCCAGAGACCGGAAAGCACUGCAGGACUGUUGAAGAGGAGGACAGAGAUUUUAGUUUUUAAUUUAUGAAGCUGAUGAUCAUUUUGAGAAAAGUAGAUGUAUCACAAAUAAUACACAAUAUUGAUAUUCCGGGUUAAUUAAAAUGAUCCAUAAAAGACACUCCAGAUGGAUGAUAUGGAAUAUAGAGACAGAAUAUGAUAAAGAUUAUCACCGAAUCUUAAAAGUACUAAUUAUCCAAGCCGGACAUGUUCUACUUAAAGUGAUGUAUAUCACUGCAUUAUUAUAAGGGAUGCAUUAAUGCGUCCAUCACCCGCUUCCAGACCCUGGUACUGGCCUACCGAGCUGUGAGGGGAUCAGCCCCUUCCUACUUCCAGGCCUUGGUUAAACCAUACAAUCCAUCACGUGCACUUUGCUCUGCGUCAGCCAAUCGGCUUGCUGCUCCACCUCUGCGAGUGGGACCCUCAGAAACACUCCAGUCUGUUAUCCUGGCUCCUAAAUGGUGGAAUGAGCUCCCCAUUGACAUCAGGACGUCAGAAGCUCUGCAGAUCUUCCGUCGUGAACUGAAAACGCUUCUGUUUCCAUUGCAUCUUGCCAAUUUAAUUCUUGCUUUCUCUUAAGAGUUAGCUUAGGUCUUCCAACAAAUUCACAAGCACUUACAAUGCGGGUGUGUUUGGAAGUGUAGGUGCAGCAGUACGGGCCGCAAGUUGCAUUACAUAGAUUGUUUCGAACAAUCUAUGUAAUGCUGGAUGGGAACUGAAAGCACGGGAACAUUAAUAAACCACAUAAUAGCAAGUAUGAAUAUAUUAUAAGAUAAAAAUCAAACAUUGUUUAGACUGAGUCUUGAACCCGGCGCCUUUUACCUGGAAGUUUGAGCACCUCAUUAUUCAUUCCUCUCAGAUACUGUCUCUAUAUAACAUAAACUCCACUCUGGAGAAUGAAUCUAUAUUUCUGUUGCUGCGUUUUGUUUUGGGGCCUUUUGUGCUGGACUGGGUUUAUUUUAGAAGUAAUUAGUGUGCUAUUUCCUCCUACUGCCACUAGGUGGAGUCUUUGCUUUGGGGUUGGGCUUAACAUUUGGGCAGUUAUAUUGAAAUUCAUGGUAGUAGUCGUGUGACACUUAUAGGAACCUUGAAUCCCUUGUUUCAGUCAGACCAGUAUUGGCAUGGUAGUGUGAGCAGCAGCUGGAGAUAUUUCAAACCUCUUUUGAAAUCACUUAUAGGAGCAUCGUUUGUGAGUAUGUUUGAUGGAUAUUGUUAGUAUAAAUAUAUGAUGUGUUUAUUUCUGUAUAUUUUUGUAAUAUCAACGAAGUGUUAUUGAUCUUUGACAUGCUAUUUCAUAUAUCCAGCUAGUUACUGUAGAAGCUUUCUAGGCUAGUUGUAGGCCAUAUGUUUGGGGGUGUGUAUUAGAUAUCUUAGUAUAUACAUAUUUUAUGCUGAUUGUGUAUUUUAUGUCUUUCUUCAUUUUAGUUUUACACCCAUUUGCAUGCUGUCAGUUUGAAUAAAUCUACCAAAUCUGACCAGUGUGUGAUGGGAGUCAUCUGUCUGUCUAAUUGAAGAAGGGGGACUCUUAAAUGAGGGCAGAACACCUUUUAUGGAUCAUUUUAAUUCAUCCACAAUUCUAUAAUGUGUAAUAUUUGUGCCGUAUGUAUUUUCUGCUGUAGAUAUAUUUAUACUUUAUAUUAUUUGCUGUAAAUGUUUAGAUUUUUGAUUUUUACCGUGUCUAUAUUCAGCCUUUCAAAUGUUUUUGAACACACUGCUGCUCCUGUAACACAAGAAUUCCCAAUUUGGGAUCAAUAAAGAAUCUAUCUGUUCAUGUAAAUCUCACCAUGGGGUGGGCUACAGGUACUCUUCAUCAACACA
Molecule: messenger RNA, 3576 nt
Organism: Eleginops maclovinus (Patagonian blennie)
Lineage: Eukaryota; Metazoa; Chordata; Actinopteri; Perciformes; Eleginopidae
Product: N-acetylglucosamine-1-phosphodiester alpha-N-acetylglucosaminidase-like
Exons: 11
Coding region: 66-1628 (520 amino acids)
Biological process (GO): secretion of lysosomal enzymes
Source: RefSeq, a predicted model, not a curated record